AUGGUACAUCAUUUGCCGCAAGUCGUGAUUUCGAAAGUUCAUUUUGUUACUGAAUAUUCUAGAGUAAUUGGUGCAAAUGGACCAGCAACUCAUUUUUGGUGCAUGCGAUUUGAAGGCAAACAUUUGUAUUUCAAACAAUUAGCUAUAAGAUCGUUGAAUUUCAAAAAUCCAGCAUUUACUCUUAUCAAGCGACAUCAACUUCGACAAUGUCUUAUGUUGUCCAACAAGAACUACUACAAUAUAUUUACUGAAACGAUAUCAUUAAAAACUAUAAAAUACUCUCAGUUAUCAAUACCAGUUCAACGUUUGUUUAAACAGAAUGAUAUUAAUCAAACAAUAUUUGAUGAAUGUAAAAGAAUCCAUUAUAAAAAUGUUGUGAUAAUGAAGCAAUCAGUAUUCAUUGAAAAAUUACUUUAUGUAGAAGAAGAACCACGCUUUGUUUAUAUCUUGCACCUCUUGAACAUACAAAACACUUGGAAAGCAGUUGUUGAACAUUUGCAAGUAGUAGGAUUCAAUGAGAAGAUCUGGUCUUAUGAGGUCGAGUUUCGUGGAACAUUAGAUUUAUUAGACUUUGAUAAAUUUUUGUGCAUUUUACCUCAUGGACUUGAUAUUUACUAUGUCCGAGAAGAAGAAAUCGAUGGAAGUAUGUUGGCGAAGUUGCCAUUUGAUGAAUUACGUGUAUUAUUUCCAAAAUUAAAAGAUCGAGUAUUAUUUACUGAAAAGCUUGAUUUGUUGAUAAAAGGAAGCAACAGCAUUGAAAAUGAACAAUUAGAAUCAGAAAGUGCUUUAAAUGCAUGUAGCAAACAAACAUUUGAUAAAUGUACUGCAUCACAAACAACAGCUUCAACAAAAGAUUCGCUCGAUGAUCCAUUGCUAUCUAGUAAUGAUAGGAGUAAUGAUACAUUUGACACAACAUCAAAUGUGGAUGACAAAACAAAUGAAGAUGAAAAUGAUGGUUCCGAAGAAUUGCAACAGAAUUUGCCGUUAGAUUUUACAUUGGUAUCAUUACCAGAAGAAUUAGAAGAGAUUAUUAAUGAAAACGAGCUAAUAAAACUACGUGGACAUACAAAUCAUAGACGAAUAUUGCUCAACUUCGUAUUUAAAGUUGUUUUUAAUACUUAUAAUAUAUUGUAUCCAAAAGCACAUGAUUACUUUUUAAUUACACACGCUUUGCUUAAAGCAUUAAAAAUUCCAACGACAGAUACAAACGCAGCAAAUGAAUGGCACGAAGCGAUUAAACAAAAGUUUAAAAAUGAACGUCGUCUUUUACAAAAAAUAUCUCCGAUGGUUCAAGGAAAAAAGGAAAAGUUUGGUAAAGGUUCUGGCCGUUCUGCAAAAAAAAGCGAAGUUUUGUCUGCUGAGAGAAAACAUGAAAACAUGAUUUAUGUUAGUACGAUUAUGGAUGAAUGUGAUAUUGAGCAAUUAGUUACGACAAUGAAAGAAGGUAUUCGAAAUGGAACAAUACAUAGCGAUACAUUGAAUACCUUAUGGAAGAAAACAUUCGGUUAUCGUCGAUUGUUUAUUCGUUCGCAUACAACCAAUGAAAUAUUGGAAAAGUUUCCCGGUUAUUCAUAUCCAUGCCUGAUGUUUGAAGAAGUAAAAAUGAUUGAAAAUGUUGAUAUUGAAAAUAAUGUGUCUAAAUUAUUACCACGGUUAUUUGAUAAAUUACCAAAUAAUUCAUUAUUUAUAAUGGAUUUGCUGCCAAUUCGUAUAAUAAAGCUAUUAUGCAAACAAUUCCAUCAAUCAGUCAGUCACAUCUUAGUCGAUAAUGAGCCCCUUGUUCCAACACCUUGCAUUAAAGUAUCCAAUGAAAAUUUUGAAUUAUAUCUUGAUUGGCAAGUUGUCGCAGAAACAAGAAAUCCUACAACAGCAUUAUCAUUAUUAUUAUCAUUGUACAAUGUAUUUGAAGUUAAAUUUGCUAAAAACAACCAUACUUCUCGUUUAUUAAAUGGUGUUUUUUUCCAAAAUGGAGAAGAUCUUGGAAAAAAUUUACGAAUUCUUUUAAAUUCGUGGCAUUUCACAUUUGAAGACCGUAUAAAAAAAUUACAAAUUCAAACAACAAAUACAAUCGCCUAUGUUGAUAAACGAACAACAUCAGAAUUACAGCUUCAUCCUUAA
Rotaria socialis is the source of this 2118-nucleotide messenger RNA. NCBI's taxonomy places the organism in Eukaryota, Metazoa, Rotifera, Eurotatoria, Philodinida, Philodinidae. The record is from the annotation of a GenBank genome assembly.